CCCUUCAGAGAGGAAGGAGGGAGCGGGCGCGCGGCGCCAGCUGCUGGACGAGCCCACGAGGGCACACGUGGGGGGGUAGAGAAACAUGCCCCUCCCCCCCGCCGUGCGAGGACUUGUGCCCGUUCCGAACCUCCAUGUUCCCCUCAGGCGCGGAUGGGGCAGGAUCGCUUCCCGGGCCGAAGGGGGUGAGGGGCUCUCCCGGCUUGAGACAGCAGGUUCUUUCUCGUCACAGGCUCACGCCCCUCUCCACGAUGGUCGGGCCCUGGCCGCCAGCGCAUGCGCUCUAAUAGGAGGCGGGCGAGGGGCGUGUGUCGCGCGGGAGCGCAGCUUCCCGGUCAGUCUGCGCCGGCGGGAGGCGCGAGCGGGGUGAACUCGAGGAGGCUGCGGCAGCGACCCCCCUCCCCCCCCGGCCCGUCACCACACGUACCGGCUGUGGCCCCGGCGCCUCCCGCGCGCCAUGUCCUUCCGCCAGAGGAGCCCCCACAGCGGCGGCGAGAGCAGCAGCCCACAACACCCCGCUCGUUGGUCUCAAGGAAGGAAACGUGGAGCAGAUGGAAAACGCAGAAAACAGAAUGAUUCAGAUUCGUCCGUUUUUGAUGAUGAAAACAAGUAUGGACCCUCUGACAACAGGUUGGAUAGUUUUACAACACCAGAAGGUCCUGGGCCCUUUUCAAGAUGUUCAGACUGGGGAUCUGUAGUUGAAGAAGAUGAAAUGAGGACCAAUGUUAAUAAAGAAAUUGCAAGAUACAAAAGAAAGCUCUUGAUAAAUGAAUUUGCAAGAGAAAGGAAGUCCUCUUCUGGAAGUUCUGAUUCAAAGGAAUCCACUGUAGCAGUAGAACUUGAGACAGAUGAAGUGGUUCUGAUGAGAAGGCAAAAACAGAUAAAUUAUGGAAAAAACACAAUUGCAUAUGACAGAUACAUUAAAGAAGUUCCAAGGUGUCAUCGAGUACCAGGGGUCCAUCCUAGAACUCCAAAUAAAUUUAAGAAGUAUAGCCGUAGGUCCUGGGACCAGCAGAUCAGACUCUGGAAGGUUGCUUUGCAUUCUUGGGACCCUCCUGCUGAAGAAGGAAGUGACUUGCAAGCAAUCAGUCCAGUUGAUCUUGGUGAGAUGGAGAUAGAAUCCAUAGGAAGUAAUUCUACUGAAUCUCAAGCAAGCUCUCAAGACAAUUAUGAUACCUUUUCUGGCACGCCCACCAAGGUUAGACAUGUUGACUAUCAGGUGGAAGGCGAAUUUGACUUGGAGGCAUGUUUGAAUGAGCCACUUAAAGACUUCAGUACUGUGAGCUAAGUGGUGCCCUGUGCAGGCUGUUUUAAGGGAAACAUUCUUUUAAAAGUUUGUGAAAUGUUUGCCUGGUAUUCUCAAACUGGAUGUUGUUCCCUACCUGUCAAUAGUGCAGAAGCUUAAUCAAGUUAAAGGGCUGUUCCCUAAUUUGUGGUCUGUCUACGUAUUUUCUGGACCAAAUUUGUGUAAAGAAUAGAACUUAAGUUGUGACUUCCUGUUUGACUUCUAAUUUAUGUAUAUCAGAUGGUUUUACAAGACUACUUUUUUAUAAUUAUUCAGAAGAUGGAACUCUUCAUAGAAGAAACAGCCAAAGGCAGCACUGCUAUCCUUCAGCAAACUUAGUUCUGUAUAACUUCAGGUUGUCAUUCAUUUCCCCAUAUGUGAGUUUAUUGCUUAAGUGCUCUGUUGGCAGUCCACAGAGCAAUGUAUCCACAGAACAGGAUAAGCAGGUGUGGUUUGAGAUUUUGCAUACUGCCCUGCUACUGCAUGAACCAACUCUCCUGCAAAGCCUGCCUACAGGGGGUGAGGGGAAUUUAAAUUCAAUACCAGCUGAAUCUAUGGACUCAACAGAUAAACUGAAUUUUUUAUUUCAUGUAGCUACGAUGACCGGUAACAACUUUAGCUCAUUAUUGGACUAGAUACUUGAACUAUUGAUCUAGAAGUGUGGAGGGUUCUGUCCUUGUUUCAAGAAUCGCCCAACCUCUAACUUUCUUUUUGAUUUCCCUUAAUUGGCAAAGAUAUUUGUGUAAGUGCUUUUUCCACAUUACAAGGUUUUCCUUUUGUCUGAUUCAUUUAAAGUAAAUUCCUUUCGUUUGCAAAAGCUUAUUUUGUAAUGGUGGGAAAGGACGUAAUAUGUAAGUUAAUAUUGAAACCUCAUUUAAAAAACAAAACUGAAGUGUGGCAGCGAUGCAUUAAGAAGCUGUAGCCUAAAUUUGGUACCUGUAAAUAGUCAUGGAUAGACAUAACUUAUCUAACACUUAGAGAAAAAUAAACAAUAUAUCUAGGGAAAGUGCUUGAUUUGUAUUCACUGUUUUUAAUAUAAAACUGUUGUAAAUGAUAACUUUGUACAUACAUUCUGCUGAAAGCAGUUAAUGUUUCUAUUGCUUUUGUAUGGGACAGUGUUGCUAAAAAUAAAUACAUUAAAUAUGAAA
Molecule: messenger RNA, 2433 nt
Organism: Dermochelys coriacea (leatherback sea turtle)
Lineage: Eukaryota; Metazoa; Chordata; Testudines; Dermochelyidae
Gene: SLBP
Product: stem-loop binding protein
Exons: 8
Coding region: 458-1288 (276 amino acids)
Biological process (GO): mRNA 3'-end processing by stem-loop binding and cleavage; mRNA transport
Cellular component (GO): cytoplasm; histone pre-mRNA 3'end processing complex
Molecular function (GO): mRNA binding; histone pre-mRNA stem-loop binding
Source: RefSeq, a predicted model, not a curated record